Messenger RNA from Aplysia californica (California sea hare), 6723 nucleotides. RefSeq names its product ceramide synthase 2. Gene Ontology annotation, molecular function: sphingosine N-acyltransferase activity. NCBI's taxonomy places the organism in Eukaryota, Metazoa, Mollusca, Gastropoda, Aplysiida, Aplysiidae. The record is from RefSeq and is a predicted model, not a curated record. Gene Ontology annotation, cellular component: membrane. Bases 282 to 1448 code for a protein of 388 amino acids. The transcript has 10 exons. Gene Ontology annotation, biological process: ceramide biosynthetic process.
ACAAACCUUGCACUGGUUUGUGUGCUGUUGUGAGGAAGUGUGGCACCAGAGAAUUAGGAGUGCGCAGAAGUCACUACUCAGGCUACCGCCACCAGCGAGCGCGCUCACGACACGGCAUUACAGUUACAAUAUUAUUAUUAUUAUUAUUAUUAUUCUUCACUUGGCCAACAACAACAGCAAGGCCAACGCCCCUGAUUCCGGGCGGCUUGUGAUGUGGAGAACACACCACAAGCACUGUUCGUCAGCAGAGUGACCUCCCUUGACUCUUGUGUAGAAACAAAAUGGCGAAUCUUUGGGGCAGGUUCUACGAUAGCAUUUGGAAUGAGAAGUUUUGGCUUGGAGAUGAUGCGACGUGGGAUGACUUUGUCAGCGAUGAUCCUUCUGUUUACUAUCCAAAGAUCAGUCACAUGAACUGGUCGAUAGCUGUUGGAGUAUUGUUGCUUUUGGUGAGACACUUGUAUGAAACUUACCUGAUCAACCCGUUUGGCUACUGGUUGGGCCUGAAGGAGAGGAAGCACAUCCACUUGGUGGAGUCUCCAGUUUUAGAAGGCGCCUACAGAAAGUUUGGAUGGAGAGUGAAGAAACAUGAAGUCCAGAGUCUGGUCAAACAGACAGACAUGAGUGAGAGACAAAUAGAGAGGUGGUUGUUCAAGAGGAGGAUCCGGGAGAUGCCUUCCUCCAUGUACAAGUUUAGAGAGUGCAGCUGGCAGGUCCUCUUUUACACAGCCUCAUUUGUCUGGGGAAUGUACGCACUGUGGGAUAAACCUUGGUUGUGGGUGACAGUCAAUUGCUGGGUUGGCUGGCCUAAGCAGCAUAUAGAUAAUGACAUCUUCAUCUUGUAUCUGCUUGAGCUGAGCUUCUACUGGAGCCUAUUGUUCGCCGUGCUCUUUAGACAAGACUACAAGAAAAAAGACAAAAAUGAGAUGGUCCUGCACCAUGUAGUGACCAUCCUACUGCUGUAUUUCUCCUGGGCGGUCAACAUGGUCCGUGUGGGUUCCCUGGUCGUUGUGGUGCAUGAUGUAGCUGACCCAUGGCUCAAUAUUGCCAAGAUGGCAAAAUACGCCAAAUAUCAGACAACAUGUGAAAUCUUCUUUGGCAUUUUCAUCUUAAUAUGGAUAAUAUCUCGGAUAUUUGUUUAUCCUUUAUGGGUGCUGAAUGCAUCUGCUGUUGAAAUCCAUGAUUAUGUGACCACGUUCCCUGCGUACUGGUUCUUCAAUGGACUGCUGUUUGUGCUGCAAAUGCUGCACAUCCUGUGGACCUACCUGAUCCUCAGCAUUGCCUUCCAGAAGUUCACGCUGGGCACUAUUGAAAAAGAUAUUCGCAGUGAAUCAGAUGGUGAGAUCAGCGACUCCCCAGUUGAGGAGGCAGCACCUGUCAUUGGAGAGAAGUCAGCAUCUGGGGUCAACGGCAUCAGGCAGGGCACAGCAGCGGCUCACAAGAGACUCUGAGAGGCUGGGGGUCAAGGGUGGUUAUGUCAUGCCGGUGGUCUGUCUGACGUCGUUUGUGUACAAAUGUCACUGUAAUCAGGGGCGUGAGAUGUAGUCAGAAUUGAGGGCUCUAUGGAAAGGACAUGCAGAGUCGCAUUUUAAACUUUUCUUAGUUAUUUCUUCCUCUCUGAGUAUUGUUAAGAAACUUUGUUUAAAAGAAAUUUUUAUCUUUAGUAGCAUAAGUAUAAUACAUUUCUUUGAGUGGAGAGACUGUCCAUGUUCUAAAAAUGUCAAACCUGAAUUUUUUGGGGUUAUUUUAUUGUGACUUGGUCUGUUCUUUCUGUGGAGUCUUAGAAUGUUUCCCUCAGACUUGCCUUGGGCAUUGAUAGUAGUGCUUCUCAGAUGCGUGUCGAAAAAAUUUGUACAUGAUCAUUUUUAUUUUUAAACAGCCCUCCCCUUCCCUUCCUCCCAUCCAAGGAGCUAUGCUUAUCUUUGAAUGUCAUUGGUUUGAUGGUGGUAGGUCCAAGCUUGCCUGAGCACACUGCAGUGAACUAUACUUAUGGAAUAGUGGUCAGUGUGUGUGUAUGUGUGUGUUUGCCAAUAUCAUUGUUGCAUUUUUUUUAGUGUGAAAACCAGCAUAAACGUUUAUGUUUGUAUUGAGUCAAACAAUUCUUUCAGCUGUUUAUGAAGGCUUUUUGUUUUGAGCGCAAGUAAUUAAGAGUAUAAAGAAUGGCGAAGCUGCUUCAGCAGAAUAUACUUUUGAGUUCGCAAUCUUUGUAGAAAUUGUUCAGUCAUAAGGUAAUAAAAUUUCGGCCAGCUGUUAAAUUGUAAUAAACCUAAAAUUUUGAAAAGAGAAGUUUAUUUCAAUUUCUUAAUCUGUGGUAUCGGUUGCAUGUGCUCCAAAACAAAUUUCAAAUUUUUAAAAAUAAAAAAAAAAAGCUAUAAAAAAUACAUAAUUUAGCUACAAUUGUUUAAAAAAUAAUUAAACAUUAUUUGUAUCCCUCCUUUCUGGGCUUAGUACAAUUUAACAACUGCACAACAAAAGAAUUAGUCUUGUCCAGAUCUGCUGUGAGUCACUUUUGCCACAAAUUUCCUGAUCCUCAGAUGUGGCAGCGUGGACGCUUUUUUUCUAUAAUGCUGCACUGUUGCUUUGUUCCUUAUCUGUAUGGAGUGGCAGCAAGGGCUGUACACGAUUCCAUUGACUAUUGUUCAUCCCCCUACUUGAUGCGCAAUGGCUUUCGUGUGGUUCUACCCGUAAAUCGUGAGGUCAGAUUGUACAAGUUUGUGUCAGUACUUCAAGCAACACCUUCAUCCCACCUGAGGAACACUAUGCUCUGAGUGGAAAAACCAGCCACCUUCAGUUUGUGUGUAAAAUGGACUGUUUUGUGGCAUAAUGAUACAGAAGUCGAUGUCCUUUGAGCUGGGUGUGUGGUCCUCUGUUGUGGUUUGCUCCUUUUUUUCCUUUCAAACAUCUUUCAUCCUUAUCUAUCUCUCCUCCUACUUGGUAUGUUAUUCUUAAGUAACACUUCUUAUCUUCAGCUUUUAUAUUAUGACCUAAUUGUGUUGCAAAUUCUGUAAAACUUCACAAAACUAAACUAAACUAACCUGGAGAAAGGCGCAAGACACUUGCUGUUCUUUUACUCUCAGCAGACGGGUGAUGUCCCAGUCUUUUCUGUCCCCCUUCAUGUGAUCCAGUUUUUGCCUUGCACGGAGAGAUCAUUCUGCUGUGACACUGUCACAGUCUUUCACAUGUUCUAUUUUGUUCUAAUUUCUCAAUUUCUGAUGAGAUCAGAAGGGUGUGUUUGGUGAGGAAAACUUACUGUCAACUCAUAGGCAUGUCCUUUGAAUUAUUUUCGUGGUCUUUAUUUUUUUCUCCGUGCAGACUGUUUUCCUACAGCAGUGUUAGCAGUGUCUUAGUUGGGGGUAAGAGGAUGCCACUGAUCUUUUCUUUCCCUCUCUGCACUAUACGUCUAUUAAUGUGUCGAUGUGCUUCUCUUUACUCAAACGCAAUGUCUUACCGUUGCGGCCACUGCCAGACUGCGAUUUGUCUGACAAUGUGUUGCUCUGGAACUCCCUGAGUUCCUGCAGUUUUAAGCCUCGGCCUUUUCCUUAGACAGUUCAGGCUGAACAUUACUGAGUAUUCUCCUAGGUAUCUGUCUGAAACCUUGUUUUUUUUCAAAAGAUGGAAGUCUCAAGUCUCAUGCCCCUCUUAGUUCUUCUUAUUUGACAUUGUGCUUAAGCACAAAUCCAAACGUAAGCGUUGGGGAAAGGUGUGGCUCUAAUCAUGUGUUCAUUCCAGCUCGUUCAUGAUCAGUUUAUUUCUUGAUGCAUAACCACUUUCAGGUUCCCUAUGGGAUUUUUUGCUCAGUUUCUAUUUGUAUGUAUAGUUUAAAAGUGUUCGGUCUUUUACAGUUCCUUAUCGUUUUCCUGUUAUGAAUGACUUACUUUGCCUUACGUAUACAGUAUGUUUCUGCUGUUUUCCCAUGUACAAAGCAUUUUGUGGUGAUAUGUACUCGUGUGUGCGUGUUUGUAUGUGCGCUUGUUAUGUGUAAAUUUAAUGUUUUAUAUCUGAAGAAGCCACAUGUUCAAAAUGCUGUUUCUGUUAUCGUAUGUCAGCAAUUACAAUCUGGAUUAUUAUGUUUAUUCAGUGCUGCUUAUUCCUACUGGGUCAAUAAUAUGUCCAUGUUUUUUCUUGGUGGAUUAAUGUUAUGUUCACAAGUCACAUCCAUGGCUCAGCAGUAAAUCACACUCUAUCGCAGCUGCUUGCAGCGGCUUAGCUUUUACAUGACUGUCUGUUUCUCAAGUAGGAAAAAGUUUGAAGAAAAAGUCUUUCACUGACUUUGGCCCUUCUCAAUAUUGUUCAAGUGUGAGCUCCAGGAGAUUUUUCAGCAUGUUAUCACAGUCAGGGCACUACACAAUUACCCAAGGAAUUUUAUGUUCUUUUGAGAAAACUUAAAAAAAAAGACUUUUAUGAUGUGAAAGUGCAGUUGAGAAAAUUUAAGAAAUGUGGGAAAAAAUUUAUAUUCCAAUCUCUGUUCUCUUGUGAAAGUGAGAUUGGACGCUUUUUUCUAGUAAGCAUCCAUUUGAAAAGCGAAAUGGAUAGAGAGGUUUGAGAUUUGGUAAGUGAGAACAGACACGAAGAUGAUGUGAUGAAUGGGUUAGAGGUGUAACCCACAGGCUGGUGUGCUGGAGUGUUGUUUUUGUUUGUUGGCGUGUUUAUUCUUGAUGUUUUUUUUGUUUUUUUGUAGGAUAAGAUGUGGAGGUUUUCUUGCAUAUUUCAGAGAUUCAUUUGUGUUAUUUUCCUGUUCUAAUUUAUGUUUUUAUAUCCUGUCAUGCUUUGCUCCUGUUGACCACAGCUUCAUGACAACAAUUUUUUAUCCUGUGACCCCCCUCUUCCCCCAUCUCCCUUUGCCCAAACCCUCCCUUCUAGUCCUCUCUCCUUCAUCCACCCAUCAGUCCCCUCUUUUAUUUCCCCUCAGUCCCGCCCUCGUUCAAUUCCCUCUUUGAAUAAACAAUGAUGCCCUCUGGACUGGUCCCCAGCCCCUUCUUGUAGUCCCCUUUCACUCACCACUUUUUCUACCCCUUUAUUUUGUUGUAAUGUUUGCCUUAACCCCGCCCCUGUGCCCAUGUGAGCAACAGGUGAGAAGUUCACAAGCUCUGCCUGUGCUGCAUCCUGAACUGAAUCACACUGUCAACAUUUGGUCUUUUCUUUGCGAGAGGACGUUUUUAUUGAGCACAUGGUCGUCUUUUACCAUCAAGUUCCUUCAUUUGUCAUACACACACUGUAUGGUAGAUAUUCUCAGUAUUUUAGAAAAGGAAAACUACCACUUUCAUUGGUCCUGAGAUGGAUGUUUUGAUUAUAAUGGCUAGUACAAUCCAUACCAUUAACAUUGUGAGGCUUACUCAUUGCUCCAUGUUUAUAAUAUAAUAUAAUAAUGUCUGGAUAGAGACGGUAUGGAUACUCCAGUGACCAUCCACCUAAAUGCCGUCAUUGACAUUGUUUAACAUCAUUUACAAGCCUGAGCUCAUAAUCCACAUGACCACAUGAGUCUACUGGUGGGAACUCUGUUCACUUUUAAAAUAAUAUUAUGAUGAUUUAUCAACUAAAAAUGAAGACAGUUUCAAAGAUUCAGAUAUGCUGUGGGAAUGUAUAUCCAGUUGAAUUGUGUUUGGAUAAAGCGUAAGCUGUCCUAUGCAUUCUCUUCAGCUAUUUUUUGUUCUUUACCACAAUUUUUCCCGUCAUCAUGUUGCUGGACAGCUCUUUGAAAAAAUAAUGUUUUAUGAAAGCAAAUCUAUUGUUAAAGCUUAAUUUGUAUGCUCAGAGGUGGUGGAUGGACCCAGUAAGUAAGUGUAGUUGCUAUUGUUAAAGAUUCUUAUGCGUGGCUGGAUUUCGCUCGGAAAGGAGUGUUGAUAUGUUGUAAUAAUGUGAAUGUCUUCUUUUGUCUUUAUUUUUUAAAACUCUCUCUUUGAAAGUUUUACAUGCAGUUAGUUGUAAUUGUCUUUUUUAAAGGCCAUUUUGCUGUAUGUAGGAGGUUUAGCGAAGGCAUUUCUGCCCUCAUACUGUCUGCUCAGUAUUGCUGCUGAGUAUAGCCAAGUUCCCUUCUCCGUUUUGUUCCCUAGUUUGCAGAAGUAAGAUACCGCUUGGUGAUUUGUUGUCCUUUGUAGAUGAUUUUUUGUAUGUUUCUAUAUUGUCAGUGGAUGCUUGGGUUUGGUGUACUUUAGUGUUCAAGUGAUGCUGACAGUUUUGAGCACAGAAGGCCCUUCUCUUUGCGCUGACCAGGAUUAUUACUGUACCGUUUUUUUGUUGCUAUAGGCCAUAACUCGAUCUAUUCCAUUCACCUCUUUUGCCCAAUUUUCCUGUCUUUCCAUGAAGCAGAACUUGGGAGAAAUGCUGUAUAUGUGUUUGCUCACAUGUAUGUGUGUUUCCUGAUCCAGUUUCUCCUUGUUCAGGUGAUCAGUAGCUGGCUUUACAGCUUAGACAUUUGUUUGCUUUCUGUGGGGAAAAGAAAAUGUUCACCUUUUAUUUUUAUUUUUAUUUUUAUUUUUAAAUUUUUUUUUUUUUUUCGUGGAGAAGUAGACUGACUUUGGCAGCCUUUUGUAUCAUGAUGUGUGUUAUUCUGUGCUCUCUCGGUGGCAACUUGUUGGUCAGUCAGGUUUAUGUCUGGCACUAAAUACAUAAUAUUCUUUUGUGUAAUGCUGUCAAAAGGUUUGAUUGAAAGAGUAUGUGUGUGUCUAUGUCUGUGUUUGUGUGUGUAUCUGUGUCUGUGUGUGUCAGGUAGGUAGAAAAAUUAAUAUG